Molecule: messenger RNA, 380 nt
Organism: Gracilinanus agilis (Agile Gracile Mouse Opossum)
Lineage: Eukaryota; Metazoa; Chordata; Mammalia; Didelphimorphia; Didelphidae
Product: hexokinase HKDC1-like
Exons: 4
Coding region: 86-352 (88 amino acids)
Biological process (GO): glycolytic process; intracellular glucose homeostasis; glucose 6-phosphate metabolic process
Cellular component (GO): cytosol; mitochondrion
Molecular function (GO): mannokinase activity; D-glucose binding; ATP binding
Source: RefSeq, a predicted model, not a curated record
UUCGGGCAGGCAGCCUCAGAUCGCGCUCCGCCGCACCCCGCUGCUCCCCGCCGCUCCCCCCUGCUCUCUCCUGGGGCUCGCCACAAUGUUCGCCGUCCACUUGCUGGCUUUCUAUUUCACGAAGCUGAAAGAAGAUCAGAUUAAGAAGGUAGACAGAUUUCUAUAUCACCUUCGGCUCUCGGAUGACACCCUCCUGGACAUCAUGACCCGCUUCCGCACCGAGAUGGAGAAGGGUCUGGGGAAGGACACCAACCCCACGGCCUGUGUAAAGAUGCUGCCCACUUUCGUCAGGGCCAUCCCAGAUGGCUCAGGCAUCCUUGUGCAAAAUGCUAUGUUGACUCUCGGUGCAUAGUAGAAUAAACGGAGGUAUAAAGAGAACG